CUCUCGUUAUCCGUUAGCCGAGAGAAACAAUAAGUUUUGUUGUAAUAUUUGUCCAAUAUAUCGGUAUUAUUAGUCAUAAAAAGAGGACGCAAAGAGUGCGCAGUGUUAAAGGAAACUGUCGUUAACAUGAUUGUUGUACAGCUUGGCGGGACCACAUGCCGUCAGCUGCUGCAGUUUCUCGAGCUUUCUCCCCCAGACAGACCUCCUCCAUCCCUUCCGUCCCGCGGUACAUCAGUUGGGUCUUCCUGGUCGGCUAGACGGGACUCCGCACCGGUUUGUCUGGUGUGUGUGAGAGUGUUUGUGUGUGUGUGUCUGGACACCAAGGGUGUGGGUGGGUGUGCGAGUGCGUGUGCUCGACCAGCAAGAAGAGACUGUGUUAGCCGCGUCCUCCGUCGUUGUGUGCACGCAAAACACAAUGAAAUUGCGGCUGGUGAACUGGUGGCUGCUGGUGGCAGCGGCGGGGAUGGUGGUGCCUGCGGGGGCUCAGGAGGUGCCCGGCCUCGCCAAUAUGGAGAUUUUAAGAACGGUCCCGCUGAUCCAAGCGUCCGGCACCGCCCGCGACCCGCCCUCUGCUCCACUGCAUGCUCUGACGGACAGAGUUCCCCGGCGCUACGACGUGCUGUUUGACUACUCCAACGAGGAGGAAAACCACUUCGAGUACUACGAUGAGAAGACCGACUACUCCGAGGAGGAAGGGCGCCUAGACUACUCCAAAGACUCCUCUGAUGAUGGCGCGCGUGAUGGAGAUGAGUUCGUGAAGGUGACCGCGACACUAGAGCGUCCUCAGACCUCGCUGAACACCGACGUUACAGACUAUGCUAUUUUUACCCUGGAGAGCAUCAAUAGCCCUGAUGCCGACACAACAGAGGCAACAGCAGAAGUUUUCGGCCUCGGUGAUUCUCUCGGCUUGGAAAACCUCAUAUCUGUCUCUCCCAGCAUCCAUAAAAUAAAACCUUUAUAUUCAACAGAAAGGAUGCCACAAGGUACAAUAGAACGUGUGAAACAAGGAAGACCAAAGCGGGUGUCCCUGGGUGCAGGAGAGCGUAUGCCCCUGGAUACAGCAGAGAAGGUCCACCUGGGCUCAGAAAAAAAGGAAUCCAAAGGCAGUGAAGACGCGGUAGUUCUGGGUACGGCAGAGAAGGCCCUCCAGGAUACAGGUAGGAAGUUAAUUCUGGGUACAACGGAGUCAGAUCCCACACGGAGCAGAGAGCAGUCCACCUUGAACCUUAGGGCCUUCUCCUCGCCCCACGGCCCCCAGGGUGUGGCAGUGGUCGGGACAGUGCUUGACCCCCAACACCCUCUGACCAGCUCUUCUGCGGCGCGUCGCCAACUUCCCCACAACACCUUGGUCGGUAGGUAUUAUCAAACAGCAUCAAAUCCGAUGCGAGCUUAUAUAAGACACAAAUACUCAACAGCCAGUUAUCCAAUUUAUAUCUAUCAUUUGGGCAGUUAUCCAACAAGUAACACUCUAAAAUAUAGUUACCCCUCUGGAAUCUAUCCCCUGAUGUACUAUCCUCCUGCAGAUCCCAAUGUUUACUACCGUGACGGUGAAGGCAGCACAAGAGAUGGCCAUACCAUCGGGGAGGUUGUGAUGAACUACCGCAUGACCGACCUCGGUAAGCACCCAGCGCCUUCGCGCUACCACCCGCAGAACGCUAGAAGCUACUACCCGGCUGGAGACCUUCCCUCUAGAACCCCUCCCGAAGAAGCGCUUCCGUCACAACAGAUGGACCCGAGGCAGGGACCAACUAACGCAAGGGCAACACUCCCCAAGGCGACCCAUUCUGGCGUAGAGUCCUCCAGUGCCUCCCCUGGGACUCGCUCUUCGGCUAGAGGCUCUCACAAUUCCACACAUGCUUCUACGAUUAAAAAAGGUGAUUCCAACGAUGCUCCUUCCUUAAGAAGCGUCCUUAGAAUAGUAGAAACGAGGAAUCGUGACGAGGUUAUGUAUUAUACCGGCCUGCAGAGAGAGAUUGAAAAAUCAGAUGUGUUGGUAGAUGCCAUCCGGAACGUCAGGACACGGGAAGGAAAGAUGGUCAAGAGUUUUAAAAGAAAACUAUCUACUACCACUGUUUCACCAGUUCCAGACAUCGAGGAGGUCAGGAACCUGUUUGGUAGCCAUCCCCUGUAUGACAAGCUACCGCGAGAGACGUCUCUAAAGUACAAGCUGCCGCAAGAGACUUCCCUGAGGAACAAGCCAGGGCCGAUACCUCUUCAAGAGAAAUAUGAUGACGAGGAAGACGAGUACGAGAACCUGUACCUGCCCGUCCGCGCAAAGUCGCUGGAACUGGAGAAGAUCAACGAGGUAAAGAGACACUUCAGUACCCUCGUACCUAAAACGCUGUACAGAAUCCGCCCCUUUUCGAUACGCCCUACAGGCAGUCCUAAAAUCACCACCUACAAGCCACGGUAUGUACCUAGUUUUUAUACAACCACAAAAUCUGUGACAUAUGCAUCAAAAUCCCCGUCGAUGUCGUCGUAUGGCAAAAAUCAUCGCACACCAAAGGCUACAAGUUUAUCUCCUCCUAGGACAUCCAAGCUUGUGUCCUCGGCACACACACAGAACAAAAGACGACCCUCUACUCACUUACUUCAAGGAAAUUAUGAAAGUCACAUGCAUUCUAGCUCUAGGAAUCGUAGACCUAUUGGUUCUAGAUCCCACGACCACCAUCGCAACGAUAACCAGGAUAAUUAUAGUCCUAGAAGUCAAAGACAAAAAGUCUUUAAAAAUCAAAGUCUAUCCAUCUAUGGUCCUCGCAAUCAUAACAACAAACUCUGGGAUCCCAAAGAUCAUGAGCCUUCCAGCUUACAGAGCGAGCGGCCUCAUAGUGUGGGGGAUCUCGGCUCUCCAAGCACGAGAGGCUACAACACUCCCAUCCCUGUGAUUAAACCACAUCUAAAACACCAUAGUCGACCUUUUUCUACAUCCCAUGGCACUUCAGGCGAUGGGAGUUCUCCAAGCCGAAAGCAGGCCAAUUCUAAAUACCCUACUAGUAGCCUGUAUGAGGAAGCCGACCUGCGGCCCGACCCGGAAGAGGGCGCGAGGAGAAAAAAAGGGCCCGACAUGGAAGAGGGCGCGAGGAGAAAGAAAGGGCCCGACAUGGAAGCUAUACUUGACGCUGGUGUCAGCUUCCCGAGGUUCGGUUACAACAUCGACUCAUUUUUCACGCGCUUCCCAGGCUUUGGAUUUUUUGACUACGACCCUGACAAAAAUGUUCCGGCAUGAUCGUUGCUUAUUUAUGUAUUUAUGUAUUUAUUUAUUUAUUUAUUUCGUGAGAUUCAAAUGUAUUUUUUGUAUGCUGUUACAUAUUGGUUUUGUUUUUCUGUUGUGUGUUACUCAUAUCUGUUAGUUUAUCUUAAUAAGGCAUCAAAUUGUAUUUAG
Messenger RNA from Procambarus clarkii (red swamp crayfish), 3382 nucleotides. RefSeq lists its product as uncharacterized. NCBI's taxonomy places the organism in Eukaryota, Metazoa, Arthropoda, Malacostraca, Decapoda, Cambaridae. The record is from RefSeq and is a predicted model, not a curated record.